AUGAUUUUAUUGUCAAAAAAUAAUUAUAUAUAUUUAAUAUAUAUUUUCACUUUGAUAAGUUUUUUACCUUCUGGGUACUUGGAGCUGUACCCUCAAGAAGUGCAAAGUCUCAGUGAACUUCCAAUGGAACAAUUGCUGAAGAUUAAGAACAACUUUAUUGAAACUGGAAGCGAUGUUGUAGAAGAAGAAGAAGAAAAAGAAGAUGAAGAAGUAGAAGAAGAAGGUCUACAGGGAAGAACUUUACCAAUAAAAUUGCCCCUAAAAAAAAUUGGUAAUAAAUCAUUACGUAGACAUGGCGACUGGUGGGAAGAAAAAGGGGAAGACACUAAAAUUUCAAAAAUAUUUCAAUUUACACUGACAACUCUAUCAUUUCUUGCUUUCGGCGGUUACCUUCUCACCCUCGUCAUCACUUCUUUGAAAAAAAAUCAAGCUGCUCAAGGAAAUGUCAUCGUUUUAUCUAACUUGCAAAAAUAUACGAGACCAAAACGUCAUAUAUUUACAAUAGAUCCAGCAGAAAAUGAAUACGAUACCGACAGACUCUACCGUGGGAUGAUAAUGCUUUCUCGCGAGUACGCUUCCUACACUAAAUCGAAAUAAAAUUGGUUAUUAUUUAUUGGCUGAUGCUGUCAAUAUCCGUUGGCAAUUGAAAUUUUCUUUAUCAUUAACUGUAAGCGUUUUGAAAUCAAAUAAAAUCCAAUAAGACCCGUAUGUAAUAAUUAUCUGUGUGCGUAUGUGUGCGAGGAUAGAUAAACUACGAUGAAUAAGUACACAAACUACGGAGAAUAUUCUCGAUAUGUAGGUGGUAUAAAGCUUCGUAUACGCUUUCUCAAAUAAACAUUUAAGUGUCUGUAUACAUCGCCGGUGGAUCUGAAGAUAACCAUAUGGCGUCCAAGGAUUACUUUUAUAAUAAUUUACUCACUUUAUUUAAUAAAAAUUCAUUUAAUUAUAUAUUUGCUAAUAAUUUAUUUAAUACACUGUAAAAAAUUCACGGAGUGAAUGCGGAUUAAAUCCGGAGUGAAUGCGGAGUGAAUGAAUUUUUAAUUAU
This is a messenger RNA of Microplitis mediator, 1045 nucleotides long. RefSeq lists its product as uncharacterized. The record is from RefSeq and is a predicted model, not a curated record. The transcript has 3 exons. Lineage: Eukaryota; Metazoa; Arthropoda; Insecta; Hymenoptera; Braconidae. Bases 1 to 597 code for a protein of 198 amino acids.